Quercus robur (English oak) is the source of this 1437-nucleotide messenger RNA. Its product is annotated as UDP-glycosyltransferase 83A1-like. Lineage: Eukaryota; Viridiplantae; Streptophyta; Magnoliopsida; Fagales; Fagaceae. Gene Ontology annotation, molecular function: UDP-glycosyltransferase activity. The transcript is spliced from 3 exons. The record is from RefSeq and is a predicted model, not a curated record. Bases 1 to 1437 code for a protein of 478 amino acids.
AUGGGCAGCCAAUCACAUGUGCUAGUCGUAUCAUUUCCAACACAGGGCCAUGUUGCGCCACUUAUGAAGUUGUCUCACCAGAUUGCUGAUCAUGGGAUCAAGGUCACAUUUGUUAGCACUGAGUUCAUAAUUGCAAGAUUAACAACUAUAAUGCCAGUGAAUAACCUGAUAAGGCUAGUCUCACUCCCAAAUGGUCUAGAACCUGGGGAUGAUCGAACUGAUGCUCUUAAACUGAUAAAUAGUUUUCAAGAAGUUAUGCCAGGUCAUUUCAAGGACUUGAUUGAGAAAAGUAACGAAUCUUAUGAUGAUCGGAUUAGUUGUAUCAUUCCUAGGAUAUCGGUUGUGUGGGCAUUUGAAGUUGCUGAGAUGAUGGGAAUUAAAAGUGCUACAUUUUGGAUGAACCAUUCUGUCAAACUAUGCAACUGGCUUCUUUGCAACUCAUUCUAUGAACUAGACUCAUUGGCCUUAAAUUUAGUUCUUGGGAUCAUACCUGUUGGUCCAUUACUUUCAGGCAGUCAAUUGGGCUGUCAAAUUGGAAGCUUUUGGCUUGAUAAUUCAACUUGCCUAAGUUGGUUUGAUAAACAACAUGUGGGCUCAGUCAUUUAUGUUUCCUUUGGCAGCACCUCAAUCUUCAACCAACAACAAUUUGAUGAACUAGCACUUGAACUUGAACUCAUAGGUCUUCCAUUUUUGUGGGUUAUUCAGUCUGAUAUCACCAAUGAAGCACUCUCAGAAUUCCUUGAUGGGAUUAGAAAGAGAAUAGCUGAUCAUGGAAAGAUUGUUGAUUGGGUACCUCAAGAGGAGGUGCUAGCUCACCCUUCUACUGCAUGUUUUAUAAGCCAUUGUGGAUGGAAUUCAACCUUGGAGGGUAUAAGCAAGGGAGUCCCAUUUCUAUGUUGGCCUUACUUUACAAACCAAUUCCAAAAUAAGAGUUACGUAUGUGAUGUUUGGAAGGUUGGUUUAGGGUUGAACCCGAACAAAAAUAGGAUUUUCACAAGGCACGAAAUCAACACAAAGAUAAAAGCAUUGCUCUCUGAUGAUGUUAUAAAGACAAAGGCACUAAAGUUGAAGGAAAUGGCUAAAAAGAGUGUUAGUGAAGCUCCUGUUGGUGCCUCCUUUCUUAGGCAAAGAGCAGCUCAGUUAAAAGCCAGCUCAAAACGUCCUAGAGUCGAUUCUUCUACAGGUGACGCAUUUAGAGGUCGUCCUUCUAGUGAUCCUCCAACUGAGGAGUAUGUGGAUCCCACUGCUGUUGUGGAUCUUGAGCCAUCCACAUCUACCACCAUUUCUACUAGAUCUAUGUUGGAGACCGUACUUACAGUCCAGUCCGCACAUGGACAACUGCUCUUGGACUUGCUCAAUAAGGUUGCUGCCUUACAAGCUGAGCUUGCUACCACUAGUAGUGCCUCUCCACCAGCUCCACCCUCGGAUCAGCCAUGA